AUGACGAUAGCUAAACCUCGUUUUGACUUAUCCACCUAUGCUGGAAGACUGCGAUACUUUUACUCCUCUACUUCCCCCUUGACCCUUCUUGCGUCCUCGCAGCAACUCGCUCAAGCUCAAGCCGAUGUCCAGAAGUAUGAGGGGUUGAUUAAGGAGCGUAGUCCAAAGGCUCUCUGGGUCAAUGGAAAGGUGAAGGAACAAUAUGACCAUGCGAAACAACUGGUCAAUUCGUCCAUUCAUCCUGAUACUGGCAAACCCGUCCCUCUCCCGUUCAGAAUGUCUGCAUUUGUACCCACCAAUCUAAUUAUAUGUGCCGGUAUGCUCAUGCCAAAUCCGAGCUUGAAAAGCGUCAUUUUCUGGCAGUGGGCGAACCAGACUCUGAACGUAGCAGUGAACUUCAGCAAUGCGAACAAAUCCAUUCAAAUGACGCCUACAGAGAUCGGCACCGCGUAUGCCGCCGCCACUGCAACAUCCGUACUCAUUACUGUCGCUCUCACUCGAGUCGUCCCUCAUCUCCCUCUAUCACAUGCCACUAAAGAUAUUGUUGGUCGACUGGUGCCUUUCGUAUCCGUGGCAAGCGCUGGAAUAGUGAAUAUCUCAUGUAUCAGAUGGAAAGAAAUGCGAGACGGAGUGAGCGUAUUCAAGCUUCACAAAGACCCAGAGUCGGGUCUGGAGCAGAAGGAUGAUCUUGGAAAGAGUCCAAAAGCUGGCCAAAUGGCCGUCAUGCAAUCUGCUGCAAGUCGAGUCAUGACGAACAUGCCGACACUUGUCAUUCCGCCUUUACUCAUGACCAUGCUGGAGAGACGUGGAGUGUUUGGCGGGCCAAGGGGAAAACUUAUCUCCAACAUCACGAAUCUCACCCUGAUCGGAGUGGCCCUCGGAGUCUUCCUGCCACCAGCCAUCGCUUAUUUCCCACAGACCGCGCAGACUGAACCCAAGAAGCUAGAGGAGCGCUUUCACUCCGAAACUGGACCCGUAUACUUUAAUAAGGGCUUAUAG
This is a messenger RNA of Kockovaella imperatae, 999 nucleotides long. RefSeq names its product mitochondrion protein. Gene Ontology annotation, biological process: monoatomic ion transport; mitochondrial transmembrane transport. The coding region runs from base 1 to 999 and encodes 332 amino acids. Gene Ontology annotation, cellular component: mitochondrial inner membrane. The transcript has 10 exons. Gene Ontology annotation, molecular function: monoatomic ion transmembrane transporter activity. Lineage: Eukaryota; Fungi; Basidiomycota; Tremellomycetes; Tremellales; Cuniculitremaceae. The record is from RefSeq and is a predicted model, not a curated record.